This is a messenger RNA of Dioscorea cayenensis subsp. rotundata (Guinea yam), 1591 nucleotides long. RefSeq lists its product as uncharacterized. Gene Ontology annotation, biological process: intracellular monoatomic cation homeostasis. The transcript has 10 exons. Gene Ontology annotation, cellular component: mitochondrial inner membrane. The record is from RefSeq and is a predicted model, not a curated record. NCBI's taxonomy places the organism in Eukaryota, Viridiplantae, Streptophyta, Magnoliopsida, Dioscoreales, Dioscoreaceae. The coding region runs from base 32 to 1591 and encodes 519 amino acids.
GUUUCUCAGACCUUGCUGUGCUUGACGUGCCAUGGCGACGGCGUCCAUCUCUCCUUCCAGAAACUUUUUUUUAAGUUGGAAAUCAGGGGAUUUCAAGAUCCAUCCUGCAUUUCUUUCAUUAAAAUCAGGAUUCCAAAGUACUUGCAGAAAUGGUUCUUCAAAUAGAGUUCAUGCAUUGCCUUGGUUUUUUACCGAUUUCACAUCAAUUCAGGGCACACAUUUAUCUAGACGAUGUUCUGUUAUUGUGUGUACUGGUUCUCAGAAUUACGACUUCAAUGAGAAGAUGAAGCUGCCUUUAGAUAUUUAUGAUCAUGAUGGGAAGCUCAUUUCCUAUGUGGAUUAUUCUCUCAAGCUAUUGCAUGAAUUGGCUGCAAAUGUUUUUGCUGAUUUUAAAUCUCAUGAAUCCUCAAAAAACUUUCUGAAACUUGUCAAGGCAUGGAUAGGUGUGGAUGUCGACUUACAUCUCCGGCAAACUGCAUAUCUGGCAGCAGUCUAUGGUUUUCUUAAAGCUGUAAUGGAUAUGGUUAGCAUGUUUGAUGAUCAACAUCUUUUAUGCAUCAGCCUUACAUCAAAUUUAAGCUUGAUCAUGGAAUGCAUCGAAGAGGUGUUGGAAAACAAGGACCUCGAACUAAUGAAACGGUUUAGAAUAGAACAAGUUCUUGUGUUGAAUCGAUACUUUGCUCCUUCAUUGGAAAGAUGGGCCUCAGAAUAUGCAAAAUGGAAGACAUCCAAUGAGCUUAAGAUGAUCUCUUUGACUAUCAGCAGUUGUAUUGCUGUUACAAAGUUGGGUGCCCAAAGAAUUUCUUGCCCUGCAUUUUACACGACUCUUGCUGAAACAAUACAGGAACUUUUUGAAUCAGCACGUGUUCUCGGAUCAUUAGGCAUUUCAUAUCAGUUUGCAACCAUGGCUGGUCAUGAACAUGAAUUCUUGAACAUUUUUGGUCCCAAGGUAUUGCAUCACAAUACAGAAGAUGAGAUACUUUUUUGGAUGACGUUGUUACAGAAAAAGCUUUUUGCUGCAUUUGUUAAAGAGACUUUUCUUCACCAUCUUGAAGGUUCCUUUGAUAAUCAGGUUUUGGCACGGGAUUUGGCUAUUCUAGGACUAUUUGCGUUUCUGGGAAGGAAAACAAGACUGUUCUUAUUGCAUAUGGGCAUAAAUGAUAUUGAAGAACCUUUGAAAAGCUUCAUCUGUUACUUGGAAUGCGGCAUCCUGUUUGUAUAUCCGAAUCUGUCUUCCUUACUCAUGUAUCAACUAUUCAUGGAGGUUGUAACCGAGGAAAUUAAGUGGCUCGAUUUAUAUUCUGAAGUGUCGCGCACUAGGCAACAAGCUAGAAAGCGGUCGAAACAACAUCCUACACAAGCUGAGAAAGAGAUAAUUCUAUCUGCAGUUUUUGGUGUUUGCUCAGACAUAUUCUCAAACUUUGCUCUCUACUGUAAGAAGACUCAAAAAACUCCGAGUGUGAAUGUUGUGAUUUUUUUGAAUGAAAGCAAAAACCUUCUAAGCCUUUGCCUUGAAGAUUACUGGGCUGCUUAUGAUAAAAUAUGUUCGUUGACAGAGAAUGCAAAUUUAUCAUGUAGAGAUCCCCCAUGA